GGCAACGGCGGCAGCGGCGGCGGCAGCGGCAGUAGCAGCCUGUGGCCCUCCUCCCCCUCUUCCUUCUCGUCUUCCUUCUGCUCUCGCUGCAGCUCCUGCUUUUCCUCCUCCUCCCCCUCCUCUUUCUCCUCCUCCUCCUCCUCCUCGGGCGGCGGCGGCGGGCGGCGAGAUGCACCCCAGCGCCCCCAGCUACCCCACGGCCUCGCUGUACGUGGGGGACCUGCACCCCGAGGUGAGCGAGGCGAUGCUGUACGAGAAGUUCAGCCCGGCCGGGCCCAUCCUCUCCAUCCGCGUCUGCAGGGACAUGAUCACCAGGCGCUCCCUGGGCUACGCCUAUGUCAACUUCCAGCAGCCGGCGGAUGCCGAGAGAGCCCUGGAGACCAUGAAUUUCGAUGUCAUCAAGGGCAAGCCGGUGCGCAUCAUGUGGUCCCAGAGGGACCCCUCCCUCCGCAAAAGCGGCGUGGGCAACAUCUUCAUCAAAAACCUGGACAAGUCCAUCGACAACAAGGCUCUGUUCGAUACCUUCUCCGCCUUCGGCAACAUCCUGUCCUGCAAGGUGGUGUGUGACGAGAACGGGUCCAAGGGCUACGGGUUCGUGCACUUCGAGACCCGGGAGGCGGCCGAGAGGGCCAUCGACAAGAUGAACGGCAUGCUCCUGAACGACCGCAAGGUCUUCGUGGGCCGCUUCAAGUCCCGCAAGGAGAGGGAGGCCGAGCUGGGGGCCAGGGCCAAAGAGUUCACCAACGUUUACAUCAAGAACUUCGGGGAGAACAUGGACGACCUGAGGCUCAAGAGGCUCUUCGGUAAGUUCGGGCCCUCUCUCAGCGUCAAAGUCAUGACGGACGACAGCGGCACGUCCAAAGGCUUCGGCUUCGUGAACUUCGAGAGGCACGAGGACGCGCAGAAGGCCGUGGAGGAGAUGAACGGCAAGGAGCUGAACGGGAAGAAGAUCUAUGUGGGCCGGGCUCAGAAAAAGGUCGAGCGCCAGACGGAGCUCAAGCGCAAGUUUGAGCAGAUGAAGCAGGACCGGAUCACCAGGUACCAGGGAGUGAACCUGUACGUGAAGAAUCUGGACGACGGCAUCGACGACGAGCGCCUGCGCAAAGAGUUCUCCCCCUUCGGGACCAUCACCAGCGCCAAGGUGAUGAUGGAAGGGGGCCGCAGCAAAGGCUUCGGCUUCGUGUGCUUCUCCUCCCCCGAGGAGGCCACCAAAGCCGUCACGGAGAUGAACGGCCGGAUCGUGGCCACCAAGCCCCUGUACAUCGCCUUGGCCCAGCGCAAAGAGGAGCGGCAGGCCCACCUCACGAACCAGUACAUGCAGAGGAUGGCCAGCGUCCGCGCCGUGCAACCGGUGAUCAACCCUUACCAGCCUCCCUCGGGCUACUUCAUGGCGGCCAUCCCCCAGGCGCAGAACCGCCCCGCCUACUACCCCCCCGGCCAGAUCGCCCCUCUCAGACCCAGUCCCCGGUGGACGGCCCAGGGCGCCAGGCCUCAUCCGUUCCAAAACAUGCCCGGGGCCAUCCGGCCGGCGGCCCCCAGGCCCCCGUUCGGCACCAUGAGGCCAUCUUCCUCGCAGGUGCCAAGGGCGGUGUCCUCCCGGGUCUCCAACGCGGCCUCGCAGAGCAUGGGCCCCCGUGCGGCCGCCGGGGCCGCCGCGGCGGGGACUCCGCCCGUGCGUUCCGCGCCCCAGUACAAGUACUCCGCUGGCGUGCGCAAUCCCCAACAGCACCUGAACGCGCCGCCUCAGGUGACUCUGCAGCAGCCCGCCGUCCACGUGCAAGGUCAGGAGCCUCUCACGGCGUCCAUGCUGGCCGCCGCCCCUCCACAGGAGCAGAAGCAGAUGCUGGGAGAGCGGCUGUUCCCGCUCAUCCAGGCCAUGCACCCGACCCUGGCGGGCAAGAUCACUGGCAUGUUGCUAGAGAUCGACAACUCGGAGCUUCUCCACAUGCUCGAGUCCCCGGAGUCUCUGCGUUCUAAGGUCGACGAAGCGGUGGCGGUGCUGCAAGCUCACCAGGCGAAAGAGGCCGCCCAGAAAGCGGUCAACAGUGCUCCCGACGUGCCUGCUGUCUAAAAGAAAAGAUGAGGGACCGUCUGCUUCUUUGAAGAAAAAUGGCUGUUGUGUAAACAAAAACAUUGCAAACUAAGGGAAAAAAAUGGAAAGGAAACUUUGAACUUGAUGUACCAACAAAUGCCAGGCCUAGCAAACUUAAUGCUAGUCCUAGAUUACUUAUUGAUUUAAAAGCCAAAAAAAAAAAGAAAAAAGAAAAGAAAGGAAAGGAAAAGGAAAGAAAAGAAACCCAAAAAAGAGUAAAAUACAAAAACAAAUUAAUGUUGAAUAGAUGGGGUGGGGGGGUGGGGGUGGGGAAUUUUCAGCACAGUUGUUGUUGUUCCGUCGUAUCAGUCGUGUCCGACUCUUUGUGACCCCGUUUGGGGUUUUCUUGGCAAAGAUACUUGGAGGGGUUUGUCCUUUCCUCCUCCAGCUCAUAUGACAGCUGAGGAACUGAAGCAUUCCUGUCUUUAACUUUGUAAAUCUUUAUUGUAGAAAAGCUCAGAAUAUCACCACUGUUUUAAAUAACAGAAUUGAGAGCUGAGCAAGGAGACGUAAUUUGAAUUAUAAAAUUCUUGCUGUAAUAAAAAAUACCUUAAACAGUAAAAAAAAAAAAAAAAACCAAGUGCCAAUUAGUCCCCCCCCUACCCCACAUAUAAUUCCAUAGCAAAAAGGGGACUAGAGCAUCAAGUGCAGAAUUUAUUGUGGGUUGGUGCUUUUUUUUUUUUUUUUUUUUUUUUGGUUUGGGUUUUUUGUUUUGUCCUGUUUUUCCAGUGGAGGAGAGAUUUGAAUGUUUUUAGCUGGAAGGGAAUAAGGUAGAGAAGAAAGGUAAACUGAAGAUAUGACAGGAAGAGUAGAAUGUGUAAGGUCCAAGUUCCUGAGAACCUCUCAGUAAAGCCUGAGUCUAGAUGGCAGAGGAAGGAUGAGAGGGUGAAGACAUUAGGGACUCAGAGAAGAGAGGGUUGGCAAUCGUCCAGUAACCACUAGGGUAGUGUGCCAGGCAAUCAAUGAAAGAUUAAAAGAAGAAUUGGCAAGUAGUGACAAGGGACCAGGGUUUGGGAAGGAGUUCCGUUGAAGGUUGCUGAUAUAGCCCAGGCUCUCUUCAAAUGUGGGCCCCUGAAAGUGAAACUGAGGUUUGAGGUGUACCUCAGCUCUGUGUCUGUUGGAAAAUGUGGUCUGGGAGGCCCCACCAGUGCUUAUUUUCCACCAUAACAAACUGGGGAGGAGGGGUGCUGCACGGGAAGACAAACUCAAAACAAAGAUGCUUCAUGAAACAGAAUAGUAUGGAACUAUUGUCUACACUGUGAUUCUCCAAAACACCGAUCGAUAGAUAAACGUGGGUUUGGCCUGAAUAUCAGCAGGGAUGGGAGAAAUAUCUGAUGCUUCCUGGACCUAUACUGCUUUCUCUUUAAAGGGACAGGUCAUUUUACAGAUGAGGUUGGUCCUGAGGCAGAAAAAGCACAGCUUGUAUGGGGUUGGUGUUCCUGAGAUUUGGCAUUGUUCCCACUGCUCUGCAGGAUUUCCUUCUGACCAAACAUUGCUGUCCUGGCAAAUAACAGCGUGUGUUUUUAUUAAAUUGUUUCCUUUUAAUAACA
Molecule: messenger RNA, 3642 nt
Organism: Antechinus flavipes (yellow-footed antechinus)
Lineage: Eukaryota; Metazoa; Chordata; Mammalia; Dasyuromorphia; Dasyuridae
Product: polyadenylate-binding protein 1-like
Cellular component (GO): nucleus; ribonucleoprotein complex; cytosol
Molecular function (GO): poly(A) binding; poly(U) RNA binding; mRNA 3'-UTR binding
Source: RefSeq, a predicted model, not a curated record